Molecule: messenger RNA, 1071 nt
Organism: Pseudozyma flocculosa PF-1
Lineage: Eukaryota; Fungi; Basidiomycota; Ustilaginomycetes; Ustilaginales; Ustilaginaceae
Exons: 9
Coding region: 1-1071 (356 amino acids)
Molecular function (GO): oxidoreductase activity; zinc ion binding
Source: RefSeq, a predicted model, not a curated record
AUGUCGGCACCCACCACGAUGAAGGCCGUCGUCAUCCAGGGCCCUGAAAAGGUCGCCGUCCUGGACAGACCCAUCCCACGGGCAAAGGCCGGCGAGGUGGUGGUCAAGGUCGACCUGGCCGCCCUCUGCGGCUCGGACCUCCACAUCUACCGUGGACACCAACCCGUCCCGCACUACGACUUCGUCCUGGGCCACGAGUUCAUCGGAGAGGUGCACGAAGUCGGCGAAGGUGUCAAGAACUUCAAGAAGGGAGACGGCGUCCUCUCGCCCUUCACCAUCUCCUGCGGCGACUGCUUCUUCUGCAACCGCGACCAGACGGGACGCUGCACCCAGUCCCGGGUGUUCGGAUCGGUCCCCCUGGACGGCGCCCAGGCCGAGUACGUCCUUGUGCCCCUCGCAGACACGACCCUCUACCACCUGCCCAAGGAUGUGCCGCCCGAGAUCAUGCUGCUCUGCGCCGACAUCUUCCCCACCGGCUACUUUGUCGCCAACAACGCCUACACCAUGCUGAAUGAGAAGGAGCGAAAGCAAGACAACGUCGCCGUGGUGAUCGGCUGCGGCCCUGUCGGCCUGUGCGCCGUGACGGCGGCCAAGUCGUUCUUCAAGACCGUCUACGCCGUUGACUCGAUUCCCGACCGUCUGGACGAGGCCAAGAAGCACGGCGCCAUCCCGCUCCACCUCGAGAACGACGACGUGGUGCAGAUCAUCAAGGACGCGACCGACGGCCGUGGCGCCGACGUCGCGUGCGAAGUGGUCGGCGUGAGCGCGGCGCUCGAGCUCGCCGUCAAGGUCGUCCGCAACUUUGGCGUCAUCUCGAGCUGUGGCAUUCACACCCACGAGGUCAAGUUUGCCGGCCUGGAUCUCUACAACAAGAACCUCCGCUUCCAGUUCGGCCGAUGCCCCGUCCGCGCCGUCUUCGACCCUGCCAUCAAGCUCCUGUCGCAGCACCACGACCUCUUUGGCAAGUUUAUCCAGCACACGCGACCCAUCGAGGAUGCACCCGAGUACUACAAGCUCUUCAACGACCGCAAGGUCCUCAAGACGGUCUUCAAGAUGAACCAUGCCGCCUGA